AUGGGCUCAUUUUUCUCGUCUAUGGAAGACGUUCCGAGCCGGCCGGUGGCUCGCGUCGACGCCGAAGACGUCUGCGACCUUGACGUGGGUAAAAAGUCGAGUUUUCCACAACAUUGAGGUCUGUUUUCGCUUCAGAAGCCAACUACCCAACAGCCACCGACACCGACGGCUCCGACACCAGCGACACCUCAUGUGAGAACUAUUCAAGAGAAACACGUAAUGGCAUAGAGAAAAUUAGUGUUAUGAAAUUAUUGUUUUAGAUCCUGUUCUACAGAUAACAACAGAACAUUGACGAUAGGAAGACGACCCAUUACCUUUUUUUUCUGCGUUCGAAACUUUGAAAUUCUAAUAAAAAUUGGGUUGCGAAAAAUCAGAAAAAGACUUAUUUUGGAGACAGGGCAUAGACUUUGAAGCCAGAAAAGCUCAUUUCCUAGAUGACCUUCAAAAUGAAAAACCCUUCUGGAACCCUUUUUCCUAUGUCAGAAGUGUUCCCUUUGAAGUUUCGAACAGCACAGCGACGCUAAUUAAAAACGGAACUUGAAGAAAAAUCAAAUUACAGCCGACUCAAACAGCAGCGAUGAGGACUCGUCGGACUCCUACAAUUCUUCAGACAGCCUCCCUUUGACCGAACUUGAGAAUGAGAUCUACCGUGGAGCCUUUUUGGGUAAAUCACCAUUUAUACCCGAUUUCAAAGCCACAGAAAUUAAGAUAAGAAGGAGGAUCCGUACACAGUGACGCGUCGCGGUCAACUCGGCGCCCGAGAUUUCGACUACGAAAUUACGUGUCGCCGAUGA
Caenorhabditis auriculariae is the source of this 794-nucleotide messenger RNA. Lineage: Eukaryota; Metazoa; Nematoda; Chromadorea; Rhabditida; Rhabditidae. The record is from the annotation of a GenBank genome assembly.